This is a messenger RNA of Gracilinanus agilis (Agile Gracile Mouse Opossum), 1969 nucleotides long. It is a transcript of the gene TMEM209, whose product is annotated as transmembrane protein 209. Lineage: Eukaryota; Metazoa; Chordata; Mammalia; Didelphimorphia; Didelphidae. Bases 40 to 1668 code for a protein of 542 amino acids. The record is from RefSeq and is a predicted model, not a curated record. Gene Ontology annotation, cellular component: membrane. The transcript is spliced from 14 exons.
GAACAGAGUUCUCCUUCUCUCAUUGAUAGAACCAUCAAGAUGAGAAAAGAGACAGAAGCUAGAAAAGUGGUUUUAGCUUGGGGACUCCUAAAUGUUUCUGUGGCUGGCAUGAUAUAUACUGAAAUGACUGGGAAGUUGUUAAGCUCAUACUAUAAUAUUACAUACUGGCCCCUCUGGUAUAUUGAGCUUGCACUUGCAUUUCUCUUCAGCCUGAAUGCCUUAUUUGAUUUCUGGAGAUAUUUCAAAUACACUGUAGCACCUACAAGUCUGGUCAUCAGUCCUGUACAGCAAACACUUUUAGGAUUGAAAACAAGUUGUGUUGUGCAGACCACUCCUCCACGAGAACUAGUGGCAAACAAUAUCCCUCCAUCUACACCCUCUCCUCCAAUCCAGGGUCAGAGUGUGUUGAGUUAUAGCCCAUCUCGCUCUCCCAGCACAAGCCCCAAGUUUACUAUAUCAGGAUAUAGCCCUCAACUGCAAGGUCUCUCAUCUGGCGGCAGUAGUUCUUACAGCCCUGGAGUGACCUACUCACCUGGCAGUAGUUAUAGUAAGGUGUCUGGUUAUAGUCCUUCCCCUGGUUCUUCGCCAUAUCCUACAACCAUUGGUCCUGCAGAAAGCUGUGGGUUGAGAUCUCGGUACCGGGCCUCCCCAACUGUCUAUAACUCACCAACUGGCAAAGAGGACUACAUGACAGAUCUCAGAGCCCUGGACAAUUUUCUUCGAGGGGAAGAAGAGAAGCAGCAUAGGGUUCAGCUGGGAAGUACAGAUUCUACCUCACCUUCUAGCAGUCCUACUUUCUGGAACUAUAGUCGUUCCGUGGGUGAUUAUGCACAGACGCUAAAGAAAUUUCAAUACCAGCUGGCUUGCAGAUCUCAGGCCCCAUGUGCUAACAAGGAUGAGACUGAUCUUGGUUCUAAACAGGCGGCAGAAGAGGUGUGGGCAAGAGUGACUAUGAAUCGACAACUUCUUGAUCAUAUGGAUUCAUGGACUGCGAAGUUUAGAUAUUGGAUCAAUGAGACAAUAUUAGUGCCACUUGUUCAGGAAAUUGAUUCUGUCAGUACACAAAUGAGAAGAAUGGGCUGUCCAGAGCUACAGAUAGGAGAAGCUAGUAUUACUAGCUUGAAACAAGCUGCCCUGGUCAAAGCCCCACUCAUUCCAACUUUGAAUACUAUAGUGCAAUAUCUAGACCUUACACCAAACCAGGAAUACUUAUUUGAGAGAAUAAAAGAGCUCUCCCAAGGUGGAUGCAUGAGCUCAUUCCGAUGGAAUAGAGGUGGGGAUUUCAAAGCACGAAAAUGGGAUACAGACCUGCCCACUGAUUCUGCUAUCAUUAUGCAUGUAUUUUGCACUUACCUUGACUCUAGACUCCCUCCACAUCCUAAGUAUCCUGAUGGAAAAACAUUUACUUCUCAGCACUUUGUUCAGACACCCAAUAAACCAGAUAUUACAAAUGAAAACGUUUUUUGCAUCUACCAGAGCAACAUUAAUCCACCCCAUUAUGAGCUAAUUUACCAGCGUCACGUCUACAGUCUUCCAAAGGAUAGAAAUAACAUGUUCCAUACAUUACUAAUGUUCCUAUACAUCAUAAAGACCAAGGAAUCAGGAAUGCUUGGGAGGGUUAAUCUUGGCCUUUCAGGAGUGAAUAUUUUGUGGAUUUUUGGAGAAUAGCUCAUUUAACCUCUUGAUUUUGAGCUCCUUUAAUUUGACUGGGUCAAAUAAAAAUGUCACCCUUUUUGAAGAAAAGUCUAAGACUGUAACUAUUGUUACAGUCUGGAAAAGGACAUAUUCCACACUCCAAAAUGAAAGCUAGAAUAAGAAGCUGUUGUCAUUAUCUUCCUCAACGAAAAAGUCUUUUUUUUUGGCUUACAUGCAUUUCAGGUUUUUGUAAAUGUCUGCCAUGGAUAUUGCCCUCUAGAUUUUCUUUGAAGAAAGUGUGUUAUCUUUUUAAUAAACUAGGGUAGGUUUUGUU